GUUGUUUACAAACCAAGUAUUGGUUUCUAACCUCAAAUUUAUAAACAGUAACUGAAUAAAAACAUCCUGUUGACGUUAAUGUUUAUUAUUUAAAUUGUGUUAGAAUUAAUAUUUGGUAUUAAGAAUGGCUGAUGUACGUGAUAUUUUAGACAUUGAAAGUCCAGCUGCUGCGGAAUUAACUAAAGAAUCAAUUUUUGGCAAUGAUAAAAAAACUAAACGAAAAUAUGAAUACAAAGUUCCAAAACGGCCUGAAGGAAUGCAUAGAGAAGUUUUUGCACUUUUAUGUAAAGAUAAUACUGAUGUACCUCCUAUAUAUCCUACUGAUACUGGAAAAGGAUAUAAGCAAGCAAGAGCCAAGUUGGGUAUGAAAAAAGUUAGACCUUGGAAAUGGACUCCAUUUACUAAUCCAGCACGUACUGAUGGUGCUAUAUUUCAUCAUUGGCGACGAGUUGCUGAUGCAGGAAAAGAAUAUCCAUUUGCUAAAUUUAAUAAAAAAGUUCCAAUACCAUCUUACACUAAUGUAGAAUAUAAUCAACACUUAGUUAUUGGUGGAUGGACUCGAGCAGAAACUGAUCAUCUAUUUGAUCUUUGUCGAAGGUUUGACUUGAGGUUUAUUAUUAUUCAAGAUCGUUGGGAUACUUCUAAAUUUCCUGCAAGAACAGUGGAAGAAUUAAAGGAAAGAUAUUAUCAAGUUUGUGGAGCUUUAACUAAAGCUAAGUCUCAUACAGAUAAAAUAUUUGUCUUUGAUGCGGAACAUGAAAAACGAAGAAAAGAACAGUUGAAAAAACUAUUUGAAAGAACACCAGAAUUAGUUGAGGAAGAGCAAACACUUUUAACUGAACUGAGAAAAAUAGAACAACGAAAAAAAGAAAGAGAUCGUAAGACACAAGAUUUACAAAAAUUAAUUACUGCUGCUGAUCAUCAAGCAGAUCCACGUAAAAAUGAACGGAAACCAUUAAAGAAAACAACUACAUCAUCUCGAAAUAGACCAAAUAAAUCAGACUCUGCUUACACUCAAAAGCUACAAGUCGUAGAAUCAGCGGGAAUUAAAUUUCCAGAUUUUAAAAAUAGUGGAGUCAGUCUUCGUUCACAGAGAAUCAAAUUGCCAAGUAGUUUAGGACAGAAAAAAACAAAAGGAAUCGAGCAGAUGCUCAAUGAUUUAAAAAUUGAAUUAAAUCCACCUCCAACAGAACAAAUAUGCCAGCAAUUUAAUGAUCUUCGCAGUGACAUUGUUCUACAUUAUGAAUUAAAAGGAGCUUUAGCCACGUAUGAUUAUGAAUUACAAUCACUACGUCAUCAGUAUGAAGCACUUGUACCUGGCAAAACUCUGACGAUUCCACCAGCUUUAUUACCAAAAACAGAGCCAGAUGUGAAAUCAGAAAUAAUCGACGUAAUUAUGUAGUUGAUUAAUUAAAUAACCCGUGCAUUACUUAUUCAAUAAUGUAAGGUAAUUUUUUUAAAAUUAAGAUUAUGUAUAACUAAUGGUUAGUAAAUGUAAAUAAUAAUAAAAUUUGAAUAGUUACUUGUA
Messenger RNA from Chelonus insularis, 1528 nucleotides. RefSeq names its product DNA methyltransferase 1 associated protein 1 (gene DMAP1). The transcript is spliced from 2 exons. Lineage: Eukaryota; Metazoa; Arthropoda; Insecta; Hymenoptera; Braconidae. Gene Ontology annotation, molecular function: transcription corepressor activity. The record is from RefSeq and is a predicted model, not a curated record. The coding region runs from base 125 to 1402 and encodes 425 amino acids. Gene Ontology annotation, cellular component: Swr1 complex; NuA4 histone acetyltransferase complex; nucleus. Gene Ontology annotation, biological process: DNA repair; negative regulation of transcription by RNA polymerase II; chromatin remodeling.